This is a messenger RNA of Chaetomium fimeti, 689 nucleotides long. RefSeq lists its product as uncharacterized. Bases 93 to 623 code for a protein of 176 amino acids. NCBI's taxonomy places the organism in Eukaryota, Fungi, Ascomycota, Sordariomycetes, Sordariales, Chaetomiaceae. The record is from RefSeq and is a predicted model, not a curated record. The transcript has a single exon.
CAAUUUUCGUUACAUUCGAGGGUGGGCGGGUGGUCCCUCCGCCUGUUUCGGGUCGGCCAUCCCCGUUUGUUUGACAGGAACUGGUUUGUUUGAUGGUCUUGGGGGUGGGUAGGCAGGCAUGGGGGCAAUGGGACUCGAGGUUGGCGGGUUCCUUGCAGCAGAAGGGUUCAUUGUCUCGAUCGAGUAUGUUCUUCCCGCUCGUAUCAAGGACCAGUCGGAAACUGGCCGCUACAGAAGCUAACCUCACCACGAGGAUAUCCAUCUCCCCGUGGCGAUCAUUCCUCCUCCCCAUAACUAUCAUACUGUGUAGUGGGUCCCAUAUAGGGGCGUGUCAACCACGUUCCACCGCACCGUUGACUCGCCUCGCUCAGCCGAGCUGUUUACCGUUGAACCACGGACGGGUUUGUUUGUUUUGUUUUGAGACACCAUGCUCUCAGGGGAGGCAUGACGCCGACGGUUGCACAGCGUUCCGGCUUGCAGCCCCGGGGGAUCAGGUGAUCCCCUUCGAGGUCGCCGGGGAGAGACCGGUUUUGGACUCGGGGCCGGCAUCACAGGCGCCAUCUCGCAGAGCACACCGUGUGGGCGGCACGGUAACCAAGGCGGGUGCCGUACACGGUAACUAACGGGGAUGGAGUGCGAAGCUUGCCCGGAAGGAACGGGUCCCGGUUGGGGACGUUUAAAUCAGGCAA